This is a messenger RNA of Trametes versicolor FP-101664 SS1, 165 nucleotides long. RefSeq lists its product as uncharacterized. NCBI's taxonomy places the organism in Eukaryota, Fungi, Basidiomycota, Agaricomycetes, Polyporales, Polyporaceae. The coding region runs from base 1 to 165 and encodes 54 amino acids. The transcript has 2 exons. The record is from RefSeq and is a predicted model, not a curated record.
AUGCUGUCGUUCGCCCCCGGCUUCGUGCUCGUCUUCUUCGGCCACUCGCUCGACGAGAAGUACUCGCAGCUGAUUACGUUCGAGGAGCACGGCUUUAGCAACGAGCGCGCCGUCGAAGACGUGCACGCAUUCUCAGGCCGCGUUGUCAUUGAAGCGUCCAGAUAA